Yamadazyma tenuis ATCC 10573 is the source of this 1842-nucleotide messenger RNA. It is a transcript of the gene SSB1, whose product is annotated as Hsp70 family ATPase. Gene Ontology annotation, cellular component: plasma membrane; cytoplasm; cytosol. The record is from RefSeq and is a predicted model, not a curated record. Lineage: Eukaryota; Fungi; Ascomycota; Pichiomycetes; Serinales; Debaryomycetaceae. Gene Ontology annotation, molecular function: ATP-dependent protein folding chaperone; ATP binding.
AUGGCUGACGGUGUUUUCCAAGGUGCUAUUGGUAUCGAUUUAGGUACCACUUACUCCUGUGUUGCUACUUAUGAUUCUGCUGUUGAAAUCAUUGCCAAUGAGCAAGGUAACAGAGUUACUCCUUCCUUCGUUGCUUUCACCGAAGAAGAAAGAUUGAUCGGUGAUGCCGCCAAAAAUCAAGCUGCCUUGAACCCAAAGAACACCGUUUUUGACGCUAAGCGUUUGAUCGGUAGAGGUUUCGAAGAUGAAUCCGUCCAAAAAGAUAUCAAGUCUUGGCCUUUCACUGUCUUGAGCGACAACGGUAACCCAGUUAUCGAAGUUGACUACUUGGGUGAAAAGAAGACUUUCUCUCCUCAAGAAAUCUCCUCCAUGGUCUUGACCAAGAUGAAGGAAAUUGCUGAAGCUAAGAUUGGUAAGAAGGUUGAAAAGGCUGUUGUUACCGUUCCAGCUUACUUUAACGAUGCUCAAAGACAAGCCACUAAGGAUGCUGGUGCCAUUGCCGGUUUGAACGUCUUGAGAAUUAUCAACGAACCAACUGCUGCUGCCAUUGCUUACGGUUUAGGUGCUGGUAAGUCCGAAAAGGAAAGACAUGUGUUGAUUUUCGAUUUGGGUGGUGGUACUUUCGAUGUCUCUUUGUUGAAGAUCGAAGGUGGUGUUUUCACCGUUAAGGCUACUGCUGGUGACACUCACUUGGGUGGUCAAGAUUUUGACACCAACUUGUUGGACUUCUUCAAGAAGGACUUCCAAAAGAAGACUGGUUUGGACAUCUCCGGUGACUCCAGAGCUUUGAGAAGAUUGAGAACUGCUUGUGAAAGAGCUAAGAGAACCUUGUCUUCUGUCACUCAAACCACUGUUGAAGUCGACUCUUUGUUCGACGGUGAAGAUUUCUCCGCUAACAUCACCAGAGCUAGAUUCGAAGACAUCAACUCUGCUUUGUUCAAGUCCACUUUGGACCCAGUUGAACAAGUUAUGAAGGAUGCUAAGAUUGCUAAGUCCGCUGUCGAUGAAGUUGUCUUGGUUGGUGGUUCCACCAGAAUUCCAAAGGUCCAAAAGUUGUUGUCUGACUUCUUUGAUGGUAAGCAAUUGGAAAAGUCUAUUAACCCAGAUGAAGCUGUUGCUUACGGUGCCGCUGUUCAAGGUGCUAUCUUGACUGGUCAAUCCACUUCUGAAGAUACCAAGGACUUGUUGUUGUUGGAUGUUAUCCCAUUGUCUUUGGGUGUUGCCAUGCAAGGUAACGUUUUCGCUCCAGUUGUCCCAAGAAAUUCGACUGUUCCAACUAUCAAGAGAAGAACUUUCACCACUGUUGCCGACCACCAAACCACUGUUCAAUUCCCAGUGUACCAAGGUGAAAGAGUCAACUGUACCGAAAACACUUUGUUGGGUGAAUUCGACUUGAAGAACAUCCCACCAAUGUCUGCUGGUGAACCAGUGUUGGAAGCCAUCUUCGAAGUUGAUGCCAACGGUAUCUUGAAGGUUACCGCUGUUGAAAAGUCCACCGGUAGAUCCGCUAACAUCACCAUCUCUAACUCCAUCGGUAGAUUGUCUUCUGAUGAAAUCGAAAAGAUGAUUGAAGAUGCUGAAAAAUUCAAGUCUUCUGACGAUGCUUUCGCCAAGAGACACGAACAAAAGCAAAAGUUGGAAGCUUAUGUUGCUUCUGUUGAAACCACCAUCACCGAUCCAGUUUUGUCUGCUAAGUUGAAGAAGUCUGCUAAGGACAAGAUCGAAACCGCUUUGUCUGAAGCUUUGGCUGCUUUGGAAAUCGAAGACUCCUCCGCUGACGACUACAGAAAGGCUGAAUUGUCGUUGAAGAGAGCCGUCACCAAGGGUAUGUCCACUCGUUAA